AUGGUUACUUCAAUGACAACACAUGAUUCAAUCAUUUCUUUCAUUGUAAAAAUUGCGCCGAAAUUGAACAAUGCUUGAAGCCAUAACGUCGGAGUCAGGCCUUGUGCUGGCAGGUUUUUCUGCUGCUUUUGCUGAGAGGUGUGGUGCAGGUGCUUGUUACCGCCAAUUGAUUACCGAAACCAAUGAUUUCCUUAGGCUCAGAAACAGGACAGAAAACUCCCCCGAAUUCACCGGCGACUCCGAUCGAGUCAGUUACGGUAGCAGAAUCAGAAAGUCGAUCCAAAAUUCAAAACAACUCAGAGACAUCGCCAAUCUCGAAUAGAGACACUCUUGUGGCGAGUCCUGCUGCAUGCAAUGGCGGGAUGGGAGAUGUAGCUCAGGAGUUGCACAAUCUGCAGCUCAUCAAACAGCAGAUGAUCACGAAUGAGUUUGUGAGAGCAACUGGAUAUAACCAGGACCAAGCUGUGCGCAUACUAAAUCACUUCAAGUGGGAUUAUCAGGCUGCUGUGAGUGACUUCUUUGACGAAGUGAGAGUGAUCAAAGAGAACAGCCAACAGCAGCAGACGAGUGUGGCCUUCCCUCCCCACAACACCCCACUCACUCCGCCCGCAUUCCCCUCAGAGAUGACGCUCUCUUUCAACCACCUUCUACAAGACUCGACAAACAACAAUAUACAAAUGGGCGGACCAUUCUCAGCUCACAGCCAACAACAGCAACAACACAGCCAAAUGCCAUUUCCUAUCACAGAUCAGCUAAACGUAUCAUCAUCUUCAUCAAAUAACUCACAAACAAACAAUCACUUCAACUGCAACAAUAGUUUCAAUAAUAGUUACGAGUUCCAUGCAUCUAAUUUCUCGCCGCUAGGGGGCGCUUCCAGUCCUGUGCAAUACCAGAGAACAGCGUCGAGUUCGUCUUUUCAAAGUCAAAUUCCGUUUCCCAUGGAGACGGGGUCGGGUCUGAAUAGUUCAGCAUGUAGUACUCCGAGCAGCACAGGUAGUUUCGCAGCUUCAAACGGUGGAAGGUCCCCCUUCACUUUUCACGCGCAGCUAGGCAGUCCGGGACCCGCCUUUGGUGGAUGUCAACAACAACAACAACUUAGUGCAGUCUCCAAUCAGUUCAUGACGGGGGGACUUUGGGGAAAUCAGAUGGACUACAGGUGCGGAGGGGGGAUCAAAACAUCAGACAGUUUGGAGUCGAUGGAGUGAAAAUGAAACAGAAAAGAUGGAAAAAUUUGAAGCAGAAAUAACUGAAAAGAGUUACAUGAAACUGAAAAGGAGAGAAAUAACGUUGCUUUAAAAGACAGGAAGUACGACGGAUCAAAAAAGUAUGAAAACCCAACCGAGCUGAUUUGCCUCGUUCUUGUCCCUCAGAGAAAACUGACGCUAACUUGUCAAAGAGUAAUUUCGUAGAUGAGAUGUCAUAGAAAAGUGAAGACAACUGAAUAUUGAUUAAAGUUUAAAACUUGAGACCAAAAAUAUAAGACAUGUUGAAACUGAAACCAUAAAAUAGAUUUAGUAUUAAACUCGUUAUUAAACUAGUUAUUGAGCUCUGGAUCUAGAAACAAACUGAAGUUAACUUUUGGUGCUUAGCAACUUAAUAAAUGAUUUAAUAUUAACGACUACUUGUGUGAUAAUUAUUUAAAAUGUGAGCUGUUUGAUCGAAAUACAAAAUCUAUGCUCAGAAAUUUGUAUCAUAGAACGAAGUUUUGUUCAUACUUUGCUGGCCAUUGCCAAUUUUGUUUCUAUGUGCCACUUUGUUUUUGUUGAA
Molecule: messenger RNA, 1767 nt
Organism: Symsagittifera roscoffensis
Lineage: Eukaryota; Metazoa; Xenacoelomorpha; Acoela; Convolutidae
Exons: 6
Coding region: 183-1205 (340 amino acids)
Molecular function (GO): protein binding
Source: RefSeq, a predicted model, not a curated record